Molecule: messenger RNA, 1840 nt
Organism: Ipomoea triloba (trilobed morning glory)
Lineage: Eukaryota; Viridiplantae; Streptophyta; Magnoliopsida; Solanales; Convolvulaceae
Product: RING-H2 finger protein ATL47-like
Exons: 1
Coding region: 697-1647 (316 amino acids)
Source: RefSeq, a predicted model, not a curated record
ACUAUCAGAACUUCAUUUCAUCAUCUUUGGAACCAUUGUUCUGUUUUGCACCCAUCUGACCAUGCUGACAGCAACAAAUCAGAAAAUUUGUUUUUGGGUCUGAUAAAAGUUGGAAUCUUGACCACUAGAUUGUAGUGUUUUCCAGUUUCAUUUGCAGGGGAAGGGUAGGUAGGUAAUCUGCACUUCAAAUCUUUUGUUUCUUGUUAUUCUCCUUCUGUUUAUGAGGUGCCAGUGGUCCUAUUUUAUGACAAUUUCAGCUGAAUAAUUCUUGGGAACUGCACUUGUAUUUAUAGGUACUAUUUAUGGAGAAAUCCCUAAACAUUUCUUGGGAUUUUUCAGCAUCUCUAUAGCCCCAUACUGGUUUCUUGGAAGAUGCUUCAAAUCAUAGUGGCUUUGAUUAAUUUUCUUGCUCUUUGAGAUUUGUCCUGUACCCCACAUGUUUGUGGAAAUGUCUGAAAUGAGGGUUAAGAUGUAGCUUUGACACUUUUCUCUUCCCUUUUAUCUUCCACUCCACAGACAUCUGUCACUGUUAUAGAAACUGCUUUUAAUUUUCUGGCAUAUUCCCAAUUGUGAAAGUUUCUUGAAAUUCCAAACAAAUUGCAAGAAACACAGUAAUUUGCCUGCCCAUUUCUGGUUUCUUUCUUGGGUGUAUAUGCUGAAAAUAACAAGAACCAAAAAUCUCCAAGUUGUUCAUCCAUGAGUGGAAUUAGCCCAAUUCUGCUGUUGGUGAUAGUGAUUCUUGCUGUGAUCUUCUUUCUGUUUGGCAUUCUUCAUCUCCUUAUAAGAUAUUUCACGAAAAGGCCGUCUUUCUCGUCGUUUCCACAGUCGAAUAGAUUCCCGGACACUUCUAAUGGCUCCCAUGUGCUUCAGAGGCAGCUGCAACAUCUCUUCCGGUUACACGAUUCCGGCCUAGACCAAGCCAUCAUUGAGGCUUUGCCCAUGUUUUACUACAAGGACAUCACAGGCUUGAAGGAGCCAUUUGAUUGUGCUGUGUGUUUGUGUGAAUUUUCAGAGCAGGAUAUGCUGAGAUUGCUCCCUUUGUGUUGCCAUGCCUUUCACAUUCACUGCAUAGACACCUGGCUGCUAUCAAACUCAACCUGCCCUUUGUGUAGGGGCCUAAUUGGCUCAGAAGGGUCUAACUUUGAUGAGCCAAGAAACCAAUGGCAUUGCUUCUUGGAGGAUGGGGGAAGGGAGGAUUUAAGCGGCCACGAGGAGGUGAGAAACGGGCAGCAAAUCGGAGGGGAUUGUCGGGUUUUCUCGGUGAGGUUGGGGAAAUUUCUGAGCCAGGGAGGUGAGAUUGGGGAAAUUAGUAGGUGCAAUUUGGAUGCAAGGAGGUGUUUCUCCAUGGGUUCUUGCCAGUAUGUUGUUGGGGACUCGGAAUUGCAGGUUUCUUUGCCGAAUGCUAAUGGUUGCCAUGCCCGAAACGCGGGGGUUCUGAAAGGGAACCACCAUGGCAAUAUUGUGUUGAGUAGUGAAGGUAAAAAGAUUAGUGCUAGAACUGAAGGGGAGAGCUUCUCCAUAUCCAAGAUUUGGCUGUGGUCCAAGAAAGGUAAACUUCCAAGUUGCCCAGAAAGUGAAAGCAAUGUUAGUGGAACUUCUCUCAAUGGUCUUGGUUUGUCCAUGGCUAACACAACUCAGCUAGUUUGAUCAAGAAAUUAAAUGCUGCACUGUUGUACUGUGUUUGUUGCACCAGAAUGCAGGCAUAAUUAGCUUAGUGUUUUCUAUUUCCAGUGAGGCAUAUAUGCAUGCUUGCUAUGCUUCUCUCCUUUGACAUUCAUCAUUCAUGUACAAUGGAGGACCAGAAAGCAGAUUAGACAAUGCAAUGUAAUGUGGAAUUAGA